Dentiscutata erythropus is the source of this 495-nucleotide messenger RNA. The record is from the annotation of a GenBank genome assembly. NCBI's taxonomy places the organism in Eukaryota, Fungi, Glomeromycota, Glomeromycetes, Diversisporales, Gigasporaceae.
AUGCACAAUAGAUUUUUAUAUUCAUUACAUGAUUUUUCAGAACAUUUAUAUAUAGCUAUAUUUUUUGUGGAUAAAAUUGAUGCAAUUUUGAUUGAAAUUAGAAUAAAAACUGAAAGAAUAGAUAAGACAAUUUGGAUUGAUGAGUUAUGUGGACCUUCUUUUGGGUGCAUAAAAGAUUCAAAUUGUUGGUUUGGUUACCUAGGAGCUUAUAAAUGUAGAUUAUCCAAUUCAAACGAAUUAACUGCUGAAGAAUUUGUGCCUUCUUUUGGAGUAUCAGAUUUGUGCAUGAAAGACUCAAAUUAUUGGAUUAGUUACCGGGGAGCUUAUGAAUGUAGAAUAUCAAAUUCAAGCGAAUUAAUUGCUGAAGAAUAUGAAGUAUUAGCAUUCGAUAAUUAUAAUCCAAUGAUUAAUAUAUUCCUAAAAAUUUUGGAAAUAAUUUGGGGUAUAUAUAAUAGCCUAUAUUUAUAUUAUAACCAUUUACCUAUUAAUAUUUGA